Molecule: messenger RNA, 327 nt
Organism: Knipowitschia caucasica
Lineage: Eukaryota; Metazoa; Chordata; Actinopteri; Gobiiformes; Gobiidae
Source: the annotation of a GenBank genome assembly
AUGUGCACGCAGGAAUGCCUCGUCCUGGGACACUCCGACAACUGCUGGAUGCCCCCCACCAUGGGAUCCUACUCACAACCCAAAUCCCCAGUGUCCAACUUCGGAUCCCAGCGAGAAUGGGGUCCCAAAGACAAACUCAUCAACGGACACACUCUGACGCGGACCUGGAAAAGCGAGAAUCGGACGGAGCAUUUUGGAGACAGGAAGCAGUUUGGGAGCGGUGAGGGACACUUCACUAACAGCGGGAUGUCAGAUAUUCCGUUGGUGAGUCUCAAGUCGUGUCAGCCCGCGUCCUGCCCUGACAGCCCCAAAGACCAGCAGCUAUAA